AGGAUCAUUCAUUUAGCUGAAAAGAGAGCAGCAGCAGCAGCACAGAUCAGAGGACUGUUAGAGCAGUCCAUUUAAGUUGUAGAUAAGCUUUUGCCAAGUUUAGCUAUGAGAUCAAUCAAAACAUCCAUCUUCAUACGCGAAUUGUCUCCGGACUGAAAAUGACCAAAUUUCAAACCCUUAUUAGAAACAAAAAGGUGCUGGCAGCACUGAUAGUCGCAGCUAUUGUGACUGUCUGCGCCAUAGUUAUACCAGUAGUGUUGGUUACCUCGCACGACGACAAGCUUUCAACUUUCAGAGGGCGAGAUGUACUGGACGAAGUUCCACUGAUUGACGGACACAAUGAUCUACCGUUCAACAUCUACUUGGAGGAGCGCAAUCUAUUGGCAAACUUCGACCUGGACUCAAACCUGAUGGAGCAUCCCACCUGGGGCCCGAGAAAUACCAGUCACACUGACAUCCCGAGACUGCGGCAAGGGAAGUUGAGCGCCCAGUUCUGGGUAGCGUAUUGUCGUUGCGUCGAUACUCAGUACAAGGAUGCCGUCACUCGAACGUUGGAGCAGAUCGAUGUUGCUAAGCGGAUCAUCGCCAAGUACUCAAACGAUCUGCAAUACACUACCUCGGCCGAUGGUAUCAUGGAAGCUUUUGCAGCUAAAAAGAUAGCUUCCCUGAUAGUCGUUGAAGGAGGUCAUUCGAUUGAUUCCAGACUGGCAGUGUUACGAAUCUUCUACGAACUUGGUGUUCGCUAUCUUACCUUGACCCAUUCCUGCAAUACUCCUUGGGCGGAUGCUUCUCCAAUCGAUGGCGUUGCCGAGGCUCAGUUGAAAAAUCUUACCACCUGGGGACGAAAUGUGAUAUGGGAGAUGAACCGACUAGGAAUGAUGAUUGACAUCUCUCACGUUAGUCAUGGAGUGAUGAGGGAUGCCAUCAAAUACAGCAGAGCUCCGGUCAUCUUCAGCCAUUCCUCUUCACAUGCCGUAUUCGAACAUCAUCGAAACGUUCAGGAUGACGUUCUUCGAGAGCUGGUUAAAAACAAGGGAAUAGUCAUGAUCAACUUCUAUCCACUUUUCGUUGGUGGAAACACAAUCGACGACGUUGUCAAUCACUUUAACCACAUCAAAUCGAUCACCGGUCCUGACCAUAUCGGAAUCGGUGGUGAUUUUGAUGGUGUAUCGCAGACGCCGGAGGGUUUGGAUGACGUUAGCAAGUAUCCGGACCUGUUCGAUAUGCUGGCGGAGGGUAGACUGAAAUCGGGACAGUCCUCCGAGCCUUGGACCCGGGAGGAGCUGAAGAAGUUGGCUGGGCUUAAUCUGCUGAGGGUGUUUCGCACUGUAGAAAGGGUUCGGGAUGAAAUGAUCGAGGUGCCGCCGUACGAAGACAUCAUACCCUUUGAGGACUUUGAACGAGCCGGCGUUGCGGAACAGCCCUGUAUGACCGAUAUGGAUCAGCAUAGGAGUUGAAGGAGUUUAAGGCACUGAGCUGGUAGACUUU
This is a messenger RNA of Uranotaenia lowii, 1488 nucleotides long. Its product is annotated as dipeptidase 1-like. The coding region runs from base 159 to 1457 and encodes 432 amino acids. Lineage: Eukaryota; Metazoa; Arthropoda; Insecta; Diptera; Culicidae. The record is from RefSeq and is a predicted model, not a curated record. The transcript is spliced from 5 exons. Gene Ontology annotation, biological process: proteolysis. Gene Ontology annotation, molecular function: metallodipeptidase activity.